Entrophospora sp. SA101 is the source of this 528-nucleotide messenger RNA. NCBI's taxonomy places the organism in Eukaryota, Fungi, Glomeromycota, Glomeromycetes, Entrophosporales, Entrophosporaceae. The record is from the annotation of a GenBank genome assembly.
AUGAAAUCAUUUUUUGAUCCUGUUAUAAAUAGAAUUAUUAGAUUGAUAGACAAACAAUUAGAAAAUGUAGAAGAAUGUUCUGCAAUGUUCUUGGUUGGUGGAUUCAGUGAAUCGAGAUAUUUACAAAAUGUAAUCAAAAAAGAAUUUCAUGAUCGAGUCAAGAAUAUUUCCGUGCCUCGUCAUCCUAUGAUAGCUGUUGUUAAAGGUGCAGUGGAAUAUGGUUUGAAUAUGAAGUGUGUUAAAAAUAGAGUGUUGAAAAAAACUUAUGGUGUCAAAAUGUUCAAAGGUGAUUUGUUAACUGUAUUUUUAACCGAGGUCAUACUUGAUACGAAAAUUCCGAAUUUUCAUACUCUUGUAACCCGUGGUACUAAAGUUGACGUCGACGAAGAAUUCUCUGUUAUUGGUACACCAUUACAUCCUAAUUCGAAAACCGUGUCUAUUGAAAUUUUUGAAACAUUAAGUUGUGCUCCUAAAUUUUUUGAUGAACCUGGAAUGAGACAAUUAGGAAAAAUAAGUGCAUCCAUGUAA